CUGCUUUUGUCUCCUGCCUCCCACAUUUCACCACCCCCUUUAGCCUUAUCUCCUCUUUUUCAUCGUUUUGCUCUUACUCUUACCAAGAAAAAUCUACUUAAGGCGCACAGAGGGAUCAUAUAGCUUUGUUGCACCUUGCUAAGGGAAGAUAAUUCGGAAAUAUGGCAUUUGCAGGAACAACUCAGAAGUGCAUGGCUUGUGACAAAACAGUUUAUCUGGUUGAUAAGUUAACUGCGGAUAAUCGAGUGUUCCACAAGGCUUGCUUCAGAUGCCACCACUGCAAAGGAACACUCAAGCUUAGCAACUAUAACUCUUUCGAGGGAGUUCUUUACUGCAAGCCACACUUCGAUCAACUGUUCAAAAGAACUGGUAGUCUUGACAAAAGCUUCGAAGGGACACCAAAAAUUGCUAAACCAGACAAAACUGGCGAAGAGAAACCUGCAGCAACCAAAGUCUUGAAUAUGUUUGGUGGAACCAGAGAUAAAUGUGCUGGUUGUCAGAAAACGGUGUAUCCCACUGAAAAGGUGACGGUGAAUGGAACUCCUUAUCACAAGAGUUGUUUCAAAUGCACUCAUGGAGGGUGUGUUAUUAGUCCCUCCAAUUACAUUGCACACGAUGGGAAACUCUACUGCAAGCACCACCACAUCCAACUGAUCAAGGAGAAGGGAAAUUUAAGCCAGCUUGAAGGUGACCAUGAGAAGAGUGCAAUUCAAGAGAAAACCAACGGUGAAGUAGUUGCAGCUGAGACAUGAAAUAAAAUGACAAAGUCUAAGAAUGAAUAUUCCCUUCUUCAAGUUCCAUAUUUAUGUAUAUCAUGUGUUUUCUGCUAUAUCUCUCUCAUGCUUUACCAUUAGUACCGAAUCCAGAAUACUCUUGAAAAAUAUGAUAUUCGCUUUAUUGUGGGUGGGGUGUGUGGAAAUCCAUCAUUUUGUUUCUGUUGUGAGUUGUGGAUACAAAAAUGAGACAUUAAUGGCAUUCGAUUCUGAAUCUUGUUCAGAAGCCAAUGCUACUGAAUUUCUUUAAACUUUCUCUAUGCAGAAGCCACUCCUACUCAUUUUUUCA
Messenger RNA from Vigna radiata var. radiata (mung bean), 1062 nucleotides. RefSeq names its product LIM domain-containing protein WLIM1. Gene Ontology annotation, cellular component: actin cytoskeleton; plasma membrane. Gene Ontology annotation, biological process: actin filament bundle assembly. NCBI's taxonomy places the organism in Eukaryota, Viridiplantae, Streptophyta, Magnoliopsida, Fabales, Fabaceae. Bases 162 to 752 code for a protein of 196 amino acids. Gene Ontology annotation, molecular function: actin filament binding. The record is from RefSeq and is a predicted model, not a curated record. The transcript is spliced from 5 exons.